Messenger RNA from Emericellopsis cladophorae, 1452 nucleotides. RefSeq lists its product as uncharacterized. The transcript is spliced from 4 exons. Lineage: Eukaryota; Fungi; Ascomycota; Sordariomycetes; Hypocreales; Bionectriaceae. The record is from RefSeq and is a predicted model, not a curated record. Bases 1 to 1452 code for a protein of 483 amino acids.
AUGUCAACCUUGUCGUCCAGAGCUGAUAUUGCCUUUCGACAUGCUGUGCGCUCUUCCGCCCACCAGACUGAACGCGCAUCAUCCACAAAUGCAGAGAAUAGGAGUACCAUCCUUUCAGGCAGAAACAUCAUGCCGCCACUGGCCAUACUGCCGAAUAGCACGCAAGUUGGCGUCAGACAACCCUCCCCGAGGCAUGCCAGUCUCACAACGCACCCUCAUUACGAAGACGACUCGGACGAAGAGUACGACAUCUGGCUUGACCAGGUAGAUGCAGAGGCGGCACGGCCUACGGACGCCAGUAUUGCACAAGUGGACAAGACUGUGCGCGCAGCUAGGAAUCGUCUGCGUUCGGAGUUCGGCAGCGCAAACGUGGAAGACCAUGAAAGGGAGGCUAUAGAGACGCCGUUGAGAAAGUGGGCGUUUAAGGUGACAAAGCCCUUGCUAGAAUUCCAGCAAGCCCAGGUAACUGCGGAUUCGACUGAGUGCCAGAUGUGCUUCGAAACCUACGGCGUCCAGAUACCCGAAGGGAUCAGCGAGGUGGCCCUGCAGCUCCCGUGCAAGCAUAUUUUUGGCGACAAAUGCAUGCAAAGAUGGCUUGCGGGAUCCAAGCAAAUGGAAUGCCCGUAUUGUCGAGCUCGGCUGGUUCCGUCUGUGCAAGUCCACGGGCCUUGCAUCGCCACGACCUGGCUACGAAACAUGGCGCAAUACCUCCGCGAGAUCCAGUCAGUCAGACGGCAGCUCUUGGACAGACGCGAAGAGGCAGAUGAAGGAGUAUCGCGACGAUUGGUUAACGAGUCAAUACGGGCUAGACGCGCGAGGGAGGCCGUGCUGAACGAGAACCGACCAUCUUCGCGUCGAAGAAUCACCUUGUCCGGGCCAUACCAGGCGAGUUCAGCUCAGCAGCGUCCCUUGACGACCCCUGGCAAUACCAGUGGCGCUCAAAGCCCGCGCACACUUCGACAACGCCAAGGCCACAGCAUACAUGAAGACCACACUGCCACGCCGGAGACAGGGCUGUGGACUGCUUCGGCCGAAGAGCAGUAUCAACUCGAGCGUAGCUCUACACAAGCCCGUGCACCACUUGGCCAAGCCUCUGUCAAUGGCCAGCUCCCACUGCCGGGCGCAGGCUAUCUAGGAAUUCCUGAUGCCUUGGCCGCUCCUCGUUCUAUCUACACGGCAAACGCCAAUGAGAGCCAGGCUGUUCUUCCGCGCGGGGACUUGUUCUUCCCCUCCGGAGUGCCAUAUGAAGGCUACGUAGGACGCAAUGCCGUCUUGGGUACAGAUACUACAGAAUCUUCCGGUGCCCUGGCGGAUGGUCUGUCUUCGGGAGCACGGCAGGGCUACUACUAUGCCACGCAACUCAACUACUACACCACUUUGGGCAUGCCGCAGCCCAGCUCCAGCAGUGACCCAAGAUACUCUCAUGGCGACGAUCUCAUGAAUCCGUCCUAG